This is a messenger RNA of Tribolium castaneum (red flour beetle), 698 nucleotides long. RefSeq names its product nucleoside diphosphate kinase 6. NCBI's taxonomy places the organism in Eukaryota, Metazoa, Arthropoda, Insecta, Coleoptera, Tenebrionidae. The record is from RefSeq and is a predicted model, not a curated record. Gene Ontology annotation, molecular function: nucleoside diphosphate kinase activity. The transcript has 4 exons. The coding region runs from base 156 to 671 and encodes 171 amino acids. Gene Ontology annotation, biological process: UTP biosynthetic process; CTP biosynthetic process; GTP biosynthetic process.
UUUUAGUGUGAUUUUCCUGAUUCGUUUAUGGGGGUUUCCCAAAUUUGUUGAACUCACUUGAAUGAAAUAAAUGAAUUAUAAAUGUAAAAACCUGUGACCUUAGUGGUAUUACAUAACCUCAAAAGUCGCGCGUUUUGUAUCACAGUUGUGAUACAAUGAACCGUCUCGAACUCACGUUUGCAAUUUUGAAACCUCACGUCAUAAAACAGCCCCUUGCUGUUGAAAAAAUACGAAAUAUAAUCCUAACCUCGAACUUCAAAGUGGUCAAAUCAAAAAGACACACAAUUCAGCUUCACGAAGCCGAAUCGUUUUACCACGAACACAAAACCAAAUUCUUCUACAAACGCUUAGUUACGUUCAUGACCAGUGGCCCGUCCGAUUUUUAUAUUCUAGCCCGGGAAGAUGCGAUCAAAACGUGGCGCCAACUCAUGGGCCCCACUAAAGUAUUCAAGACACAAUUCGAGGCCCCCGACUCGAUUCGGGGCCAAUUCGGGCUCUCGGACACCAGAAACGCGACACAUGGCUCAGACUCACCCGAGUCGGUAAAGAAGGAAAUCGGCCUGUUCUUCCCCCACUUCGACAUCGAACAGUGGUACAAACUUGACGAGCCCAAAUUUAGACUAAACCAAACUGAAUUUAUUAAAGAGAAUUUUGUACACAUAAUAAAAUAAACAAUCACGCAUCAGCUUUAACAAACA